AUGGACAGUGUGCGAACCAUCAUCUUCGUCAAGCUGCGGAUGGACAGUGUGCGAACCAUCAUCUUCGUCAGGCUGCGGAUGGACAGUGUGCGAACCAUCAUCUUCGUCAGGCUGCGGAUGCCCUUGAUGCUCCUCGAGCACCUUCUUGGGGAUGGAAUCGAUCAAGCCAUUCGAAUCGGACCCCGAUCAAAGUCGGAGAGGUUACAAGACCUCAAUCUACGAUUGAUAGCCCAAGAGAGCGAUCGCACGAGAUCAGAAAGGGCCGCUCUUUCUAAUCUCUUCAUGAAUUGGCGACACCCGUUGCAUCGGCCCCCGAUAUGUGGCAGCUUUGUUCUACACUCACAGCGUCACCCUGCAAUCGCCGCAUCGCGCCUUCGUCCUUAG
Molecule: messenger RNA, 384 nt
Organism: Trichoderma virens Gv29-8
Lineage: Eukaryota; Fungi; Ascomycota; Sordariomycetes; Hypocreales; Hypocreaceae
Exons: 2
Coding region: 1-384 (127 amino acids)
Source: RefSeq, a predicted model, not a curated record